AUGACGGCCUGGAAGACCAUUCAAUGUGCUCUACAGCUUGAGAUUGUAAAGCAAAAGAGCUCUCGAUUCAUUUCAGCUGCAUGGCCAUUGUCAGCAUACAAUCGCAAACUAGUUUCCGACUUGGUUAAGCAAUAUAUUGACAUCCAACACUGCAAAUACCCAGCCGCAACGCAUCAUUGUUACGCCUACAGGACAAUAGAUGGACGUGAAUUGUGUUCGGACGAUGGAGAACCACAUGGAACUGCUGGACGUCCUAUUCUAGAAUCAAUACAGCAAGCUCAGUUAUUGGACAUUUGUGUCGUAGUCUCGAGGAUCUAUGGAGGUGUGAAACUCGGACGUGGUGGACUUAUUCGAGCGUACGGAACUGCAGCGCGAGAGGUGCUAGAGCACGCCGAGAUAGUUGAAAAGGUGCCCACACGAUUGCUUUACGUCCGGACAUCGUUUUCAUUUGUUGGUAUGGUCAAACGUGCGUGUGAUCAAUUCACUGCUGAGCUUGUAUCUCAAGAAUAUGCUCAGGAAGCGGCGUUCACGGUCUGUGUCCCUGUCCAUAAGUAUGUUGACUUUAUCAGCUUUGUUCGAACGAAGUCAUCAGGAUGCGUGAAAGUGAAAGAAAUGGAAGCGAAACACUUGACAUGUGUCGUAUAA
Peronospora belbahrii is the source of this 645-nucleotide messenger RNA. The record is from the annotation of a GenBank genome assembly. Lineage: Eukaryota; Oomycota; Peronosporomycetes; Peronosporales; Peronosporaceae.